GAAGUUCCUGGAGUUGAUGGUUGGGAUGGCUCCCCGGACCUGGCGUCGGCGGACCCUGGAGAAGUGUCUAAAAGAGAUCGGUGAAGCCGCCAGGCAGCCGGAGUGUUUCCUCACGAUUCAAGAUGGAUUAGCAUCACACUUUACUUCUUUAACAAAAGUUCUUUAUGACUUUAAUAAAGUAGUGGAGAACGGUGGCAUCCCUGGAAGUCGUUUACAGAAACUUAUGAUAAACAAUUUUCAUGAGGAGCAGAUUUGGCAACAACUGGAAUUGCAAAAUGAACCAAUUUUACACUACUUUCAGAAUGCAGUUAGUGAAACAAUUAAAGAUGAAGACAUCAGUCUUCUCCCAGAGAAUGAAGAAGUGGAGUGUGAAGAGGAUGGUUCAGAGGUGGCAGCCGUUAGUCAGGAGGACCUAGAACAAGAUUUGGAAGAAGAAGAAUCAGGAAAAAGUUCCAGAAAUCUGAAAUACAAAGAUUACUUCGAUCCAGUUGAGAAUGAUGAAGGUAAAUCAAAUAUUUAUGAUGACGAGCUGGGUUCAGAUGAAGAAGAGGAAGAAUUUGCUGGAGAAGAAGCAGAUGAAGAAAGCAUUUCAGAAACGGAUGACGAUAAUGACCUGGAAGAAAGUGAAGAGGAUAAACAGCAUAAAGAAGGCUCAAAGAGAGUGACUUUUGCUUUGCCAGAUGAUGGGGAAAAUAAAGAUACAGAUAUGUUAAAUGUAAAGGAAGAUUUUGAUGAAAAUAAAUCCUCUUUUGAAAAAAGACAAGAGAAGAUGAAUGAAAAAAUUGCAUCUUUAGAGAAAGAAUUACUGGAAAAAAAGCCUUGGCAGCUUCAGGGGGAAGUGACGGCCCAGAAGCGACCGGAGAACAGCCUCCUGGAGGAGACGCUGCACUUCGACCAUGCCGUCCGCAUGGCUCCUGUGAUCACAGAGGAGACCACCCUCCAGCUAGAGGACAUCAUUAAGCAGAGGAUAAGAGAUCAGGCGUGGGAUGAUGUAGUACGGAAGGAAAAACCUAAAGAGGAUGCGUAUGAAUAUAAGAAGCGAUUAACCUUAGACCAGGAGAAGAGUAAACUGAGCCUUGCUGAAAUUUAUGAGCAGGAGUACAUGAAACUCAACCAGCAAAAAACUGCAGAAGAAGAAAAUCCAGAGCAUGUAGAAAUUCAGAAGAUGAUGGAUUCUCUCUUCCUAAAAUUAGAUGCGCUGUCAAACUUCCACUUCAUCCCCAAACCGCCGGUGCCAGAGAUUAAAGUGGUGUCCAAUCUGCCAGCAAUAGCCAUGGAGGAAGUGGCCCCUGUGAGAGUCAGUGACACGGCUCUAGCCCCUGAGGAAAUCAAGGAGAAAAAUAGAGCUGGAGAUAUAAAAACAGCUGCUGAGAAAACAGCUACAGACAAGAAAAGAGAACGCAGGAAAAAGAAAUAUCAAAAGCGUUUGAAAAUAAAGGCAAAAGAGAGGCGGAGAAAGUUGCUUGAGAAGAGCAACCCAGAUCAAGCCGGGAAGUGCAGCAAAGCAGUCGCCUCGGAGAAGCUGAACCAGCUGACCCGAGCUGGCAAAGCAUCCUUGUUAAAGGAUGAAGGAAAGGACAAGGCCCUGAAGUCGUCUCAAGCAUUCUUUGCUAAGUUACAAGAUCAAGUAAAAAUGCAAAUCAAUGAUGCAAAAAAACCAGAAAAGAAGAAAAAGAAAAAACAGGAUAUUUCUGUCCAUAAAUUAAAGCUGUAAUAUAUUUGAAUGUCAUGUACAUAUUAAUGUGUAAGCUAUUUGACUGUUCUGUUUUAUAAUAAAAUUCCUGAGU
Messenger RNA from Octodon degus (degu), 1787 nucleotides. RefSeq names its product U3 small nucleolar ribonucleoprotein protein MPP10-like. Gene Ontology annotation, cellular component: Mpp10 complex; nucleus; small-subunit processome. Lineage: Eukaryota; Metazoa; Chordata; Mammalia; Rodentia; Octodontidae. Gene Ontology annotation, biological process: rRNA processing. The record is from RefSeq and is a predicted model, not a curated record.